AGUACUACUGGGAGGAGUUCCAGGAAAAAAAAAAAAAAAAAAAAGUAAAUAAUAGUCAAGAGUGGUUUUGUGAAAGCCUCCCUUGCCUUUCAAUAAGCAAUAAAAGAAAGUCUUUGAAGAUAGAUAGAACGGAGAAGAGUUUCUUUCUUUCUUUUUUUUUUCUUUGUCUUCUUGUAUGAUAAGGCGAUUCCUAAUAGAAGAAGAAGAAGAAGAAGACGACGACGACGACGACGACGAUCGUCAAUCAAGCUAAACAAUCAAUCGAUGGAAGCAGAGAAGAAAGAGAAACCGUCUUCAUCGAAUCCUCCUCCGCCUCCGCCUCCGCCUCCUGUGGGUUGGGUGCUGCCGCACAGAACCCAAAAUGUGAGAGAAAUGUACAGUCUCGGCAAGAAGCUAGGGCAAGGGCAGUUCGGCACCACCUUCCUCUGCACCGAUAACUCCAGUGGGUCCCGCUUCGCCUGCAAGUCCAUCCCGAAGAGGAAGCUCCUCUGCCCCGACGACUACGACGACGUUUGGCGCGAGAUUCAGAUAAUGCACCACCUCUCCGAGCACCCCCACGUCGUCCGCAUCCGGGGGGCCUUCGAGGACUCGGCGGCCGUCCACCUCGUGAUGGAGCUCUGCGACGGCGGCGAGCUCUUCGAUCGGAUCGUCCGCAAGGGCCACUACAGCGAGAGAGAGGCGGCUAAGCUCAUCAAGACUAUUGUCGGAGUUGUGGAGGCCUGCCAUUCCCUCGGCGUCUUCCAUCGGGAUCUCAAGCCUGAGAACUUCCUCUUCGAUUCUGCCGACGACGACGCCGCUCUUAAGGCCACUGACUUUGGCCUCUCUGUUUUCUACAAGCCCGGUGAAACGUUUUCUGACGUUGUUGGGAGUCCGUACUACGUUGCGCCGGAGGUGCUGCGCAAGCAUUAUGGACCCGAAGCGGAUGUUUGGAGUGCUGGAGUCAUCUUGUACAUCUUGUUAAGUGGUGUCCCUCCUUUUUGGGCUGAAAGUGAAAUGGGCAUCUUCCGACAGAUACUCCAAGGAAAACUUGAUUUUGAAUCUGAACCGUGGCCUUCUAUUUCUCAAAGCGCCAAGGAUCUCAUUCGCAAAAUGCUCGACCGCAACCCCAACAAAAGGCUCACUGCCCACCAAGUCCUUUGCCAUCCCUGGAUUGUAGAUGACAGAAUUGCACCAGAUAAACCUCUUGAUUCUGCUGUGCUUUCACGCCUCAAGCAAUUCUCUGCUAUGAACAAACUUAAGAAAAUGGCUUUGCGCGUUAUAGCUGAGAGGCUGUCUGAAGAAGAAAUUGGCGGAUUGAAAGAAUUGUUCAAAAUGAUAGACACGGACAAUAGUGGAAGCAUAACAUUCGAUGAGCUGAAAGAGGGUUUGAGGAGAGUUGGCUCUGAACUGAUGGAGUCUGAGAUCAAGGAUCUCAUGGAUGCAGCAGAUAUUGACAACAGUGGAACAAUUGACUAUGGCGAAUUUCUGGCUGCUACCGUGCACUUGAAUAAGUUGGAGAGAGAGGAGAACUUAUUGUCGGCCUUCUCCUUUUUCGACAAAGACGGUAGUGGUUUCAUAACGAUUGACGAGCUUCAACAAGCUUGCAGAGAGUUCGGUUUGAAUGACGUCCACCUUGAUGAAAUGAUCAAAGAAAUUGAUCAAGAUAAUGAUGGACAAAUAGAUUACGGGGAAUUUGCGGCAAUGAUGAGGAAGGGCAAUGGAGGAAUAGGGAGGCGAACAAUGAGAAGCAAGAUAAAUCUGGGGGAUGCCCUUGGACUUUCUAACAAUGGAGUCUCUGAUCUUAUUGAUUAAACGACAUUCAACUUAAGUGAUAAUGAUCUUUUUGAUGAUGAUAUCAUCUUCUUUUUGAGAAUAUUGUUGUAAUAUGGAAAGAAACCAUUAUUAGUUAAUACCCAACGACUUUUCUUCUGCCUCAUCUCUCUUUUCAUUGCUGAAUGGAUUGCCAUGAGGUAGGUAGGGUUUAAAAUUGUGCUCUAAUUACUUAUUUUCUCAAGAGACAAUUACGGAAUAUCAAGUUGAUAUAGGAUCUUUCUUUC
Molecule: messenger RNA, 2036 nt
Organism: Morus notabilis
Lineage: Eukaryota; Viridiplantae; Streptophyta; Magnoliopsida; Rosales; Moraceae
Product: calcium-dependent protein kinase SK5
Exons: 7
Coding region: 265-1791 (508 amino acids)
Biological process (GO): intracellular signal transduction; protein autophosphorylation; peptidyl-serine phosphorylation
Cellular component (GO): cytoplasm; nucleus
Molecular function (GO): calcium-dependent protein serine/threonine kinase activity; calcium ion binding; ATP binding
Source: RefSeq, a predicted model, not a curated record